CAGUGCAGUGUGCCCCCCGUUCGCUUGAUUCGUGCUUGCAAUAAUCGAUGUCCCAAACCAUGCAAUGAAACGGCGCGAAUCUUUUUGUACCAGUAGAAAUAGAAAGCUUCAAUAGUAGUUGCCUGAAUGGUGUGCGUAGCCGCAGUCCGGAAGGGUGUGAGCGAGCGGGUGAGAAACGGAGGAGAGGAGAUGUGGCUAUCGAUGGCGUCAAUGCAGCUGCGGAAUCUGCAGGCGGUGGGGUGCACGUUAAAAUUAUAUCCACAGCUGUUGUUGCGCAAAUGUUCACCGAAACCAACCGACCAACUUGUCUCCCCCCACCCAAUAUUUGGACCUGCUGGUCCAGAGCUGGUCGUUGUUAUGUGAAACAUUUCACAUGGUAGUGUUGACUGGCACACUUUUUUUUGUUGUUCGUGAGUGGCGAUGUGCGAAACAACAGCUCUACGAACGGGGAAAUAAUAUUAUCUUACCGGAAACCAUGAAAAUGGGACUAAGCACCUCCUCCAUGCGCAGGCGUGGCUGCCUCUACGGUAUAGUGCUCGUGCUAAUACCGUGCACCGUGCUGAUCGUGGUGAUCGGUACCGACUACACCACCGAACAGUCGAUGUCGCAACGUAUGGCCGAGUUUCAGAUGCGCAUGCAGUACCUAGAAUCCAUGUACCGCACCAAACAGGAGGAUGUGGCCAUCCUCUCGCAGUAUCUCCGGCUGGCCGCACUGAACGGAGCCACCGUGUCCGGCGGCACCAGCUCCACGGACGGUGCGAACGUUUCGCUCGCCAACCUAGACAUGCUCGACGGGCUAAGCCCCGACUCGCGAUCGCUGAUCCGGAAUGUGACGUCAACGAACCGGCUGGCGGAAAGCUUGAAGCUACCGACGGCGUUCCAUUUCCUGCCGCACCUGCUGGACGAUUCGGCCUCGCUGCAGCCGAGCUACAUCGAGAGCAAGAAGCGCCAGGGCGUCUCGAUCGUGCUCGGCAUCCCGACGGUCAAGCGCGACAAGCAAUCGUAUCUCGUCGAAACGAUCGACAAUCUCAUCUCGAACAUGGACGAGGAGGAGCAGAACGACACGAUGAUCGUGGUGUACGUGGGCGAAACGGAGCUAGAGUACGUGAAAACGGUGGCCCACCAGAUACGGACGCGCUUUGCCAGCUACAUCGAUAGCGGCUUCCUGGAGAUUAUCGCACCGGCCGCCUCGUACUAUCCGAACAUGAACAAUCUGCGCCAGACGCUGAACGAUUCGCAGGAACGGGUGCGGUGGCGCUCGAAGCAGAAUCUCGACUUUGCCUUCCUGAUGGCGUACGCGCAACCGAAGGGUGCCUUCUAUCUGCAGCUCGAGGACGACAUACUCACGAAGAAGGGCUUCGUGACGAUCAUGAAAAACUUUGCGCUGGAGAAAACGGCCAAGAAGGAGCACGCGAACUGGUUUGUGCUUGAUUUUUGUCAGCUAGGUUUCAUAGGAAAAAUGUUCAAGUCUGCCGAUCUGCCUUGGUUGAUAACAUUCUUCCAGAUGUUUUUCAACGAUAAGCCCGUCGACUGGUUGCUGUAUCACUUGAUCUACACGAAGGUGUGCAGCGUGGAGAAGGAUGGAAAGAGUUGCAAGCAAGAGAUAUCCAAACUGUGGAUCCACUACAAACCAUCACUGUUUCAACACAUUGGAACACAAUCGUCGCUCAGGGGCAAGGUGCAGAAGCUGAAGGACAAGCAGUUCGGCAAGAUACCGAACUUUCAUCCCCAUCGCAACCCGCCAGCCGUGGUACGGACCGGGAUACAGCCGUACAAAUCGUACACGCUGCAGAAAGCGUACUCGGGCGACAGUUUCUUCUGGGGCCUGAUGCCACAGCCCGGCGAUCUGAUUGAAUUUAAAUUCAAACAACCAACCACUGUGCGGAGGUACCUUUUCCGAAGCGGCAACUUCGAACAACCUUCCGACCGGUUCUACAACACCACGGUGGAGGUGCUGCCGGCCAGCGGGAACGGAUCGGCCAUCAGCGCCACCCUCCCGUUCAACGUUACCAAGGAUGGGUUUCUGGUGGUCGGGAGCUUCAACAACUACGGCAUAGCGGACGGCGUCAUCGAUCCGAAAAUUGGCAAACUGAAAGAGCUGCGUCUGCACGUGAACAGUGACAGCCAGAAUUGGGUUAUACUGCGUGAGAUCUAUCUGCAAAGCAACAGUGUUCGGUGACAGAAACAUUACCGCAUGCUGGAUCCGUUCGGAUCGGCCGAUAUGAAAUCGAGAGCGGCACGAGCGCUGAUAGUGGCCACAGGCAAGCAGCAGCAGCAGCAGCAGAUGGGUCUAGCGGUACCGGCUAAGCGCUUAAAUAGUAGCCUCGCACAGCUUCGCCCGCGUCGCCGUGUUCCGCCCUCGCAGCUGUCCAAACGCAGUGAAACCAGCCCGGGGAAUAUGGUGCCGCCUGCAGCAAAACCGAUCAGCGCCCGGAUGACGCUUCACGCCACGAAUGGAAAAAUGAUGCAAACCAACUAAUUUGGGGGGGGGACGGAAACGAGCCACAUCCGGGCAUUUCGAUCCGGCGAUCGUACCGUGUACAGGGUUUAUGUAUGUAUGGAUCUAAGGCUAUAUACUGGCCGGUGCGCCUUAAAUGUGAUCAACGAAUAUUACUGUACUCAACUGGAAUCUCUGCGCACAGAUGGUAAUGGUAAACUGAAGGGAGCGCGAUUAGUGUUGUACGUCCUGUUAGAUACAUGCAAUGCAAACAGUAUCACCCACAGCCCCGCCCCGUACCGGGUUUGUAAGUGGAGAGAGAGAGAGAGAGAGUGGGCUUAACCUUUACAAAUGUUAAUAUGUUGUUUUGUAUCGCUGUUGCUGUAGCCGCUGGGUGCUGUAUAUGUUUCCGUGAAAAUAGGUGUGCGUGUGUGUGUGUACGUAUGUGUACGUGUGCGUGUGUGUUUGUAACUAGUUUAGUGAGGGGCUAAGGUGUUUGUGUAUGUAAAACAUAUUUAGAAGUUGUGGGUGUGUAUACGUUGCGGGCAAAACCGAUUUGUUAUAUAUGUUAAGUACGCCAAUGCACAAAACAAAAAACGGGGAAAGUUGAGCUGCCAAAAAGGAAAAAGUCACACAUGAUCGGAUCGCGAGUGGCACAAUUGUUUUCACUCAACCACACGUGAUUCCACAGAAUCUCAUGCUUAGAAUCUCGUUAUAAGUUAAAACUGUUGGUACUCCUUUCCGUUACAUUGCCUCUACCAAACACUGGAAGUAUUUUACUCAUUUUUAAUGCAAACAUUGUAUGAUAUUGAUGUCCACUUUAGUUUAAGUUAGGUUUAGCGAUCAGCAGUAGCAAAUGGGAGCCAAUGGGAAGCAUUUCGUAGUACAGCCCGUGCCGUUUAAUGGUUUCUGAAGCCUUCAUCGAAUGCUCCACUGGAUAACCACAGUGUGAAGAUCGUUAUGUUUGUUGGUGUUUUACAUAAAUCAUUUUACAUCACAAUAACCGGUUAAUACGGUGUUAUUAUCGAUGGGCACAGAUAUAAAGCUCCGAUAAACCAUGAAGACCUACGAGCCUUCGCGGUCUUGGUCUGCUCCAACAAUCCUCGACACCGCUCGCCGGUUCAGCGCCUUCGUCUGCUAAUGGAUUAUCCCGGCUCUCACCAUUUGGACGGCCGGGAGAAGGUACGUUACGGGCUGGGUCGUCCGGUGUCAUUCUCAUGCCAUGAUCCAACCCACCGGAGCCUGACGAGUCUAAUUCGCUGAAUAGCUUGAAGAAGAGGAUCCGGCACAUCAAGAUCCUAACCCUUAUCCUCCUGACUAAAAAGCCCUGGGCACAACUUCCUCGAGGAAAGAUUUUUGUGUGGUAAUUGGAAGAUGGACAUUUGGUCAAUGUCAUCUCGAAAACGAGACCAAAAACCUCUUAAAGAACCCAGUUAAAAUUGAAACAAAACCUUCGGAAGCUAUUGAAAGGCACCUCGCGCUGUGUAUAUAGUUUGCUUUUAUUGUGUUCUAAACGGCCAUAACUCACAAAAUCAACCAGAUGAUACCGAUUUUUACUUUUAUGUGAUCCAUUUAUCCAGUAAUAUGUUUCAAACAACGUAGCACAAAACAAAGUAAAAGGGGGCGGAUGUGUGUAAAGAUAAUCAAAUGCCUUUGGAAGGGAGCGAAAAAUUUGUAGCAAACGAAAAAGUAAACAAAAAAACAAGAAGAAACUAUCAAUAUUAGCAAGCGAAUUGGCGGGAAGCGAAGACUUAACCGGAAACCCCAAAACAGGUUUGAAGCCGUGAGCGAGGGCUUUCGGCUGGAACGGUUUUUUGUAAUGUGUUGCUGUGCAGUCGUAAUCGGUGUCCUUUGAAAGUUCCAUUUUGUAAGAUUUUUUGGCUAAAAAUUGUACCGGAAGGUGGUGAUGAGAAUAAGUAAUACGCUGUGUGUGUGGAGAUGUGAAGGCGAUCGAGCGCGAUCGAUCGAAUGCUGCACUGCACUGCACCGCGCUCGUUCCUACUAUAUUCGUGUGUAGUGUAUAGCGAAAGCAAUACAAGAUCAGGCAAACAAAAAUAAUCAAAAUAAUGCUCUGUUACCAUCGAUGGCGGGUUUUUUGUUGUUGUGGCUGUAAUGCACGUGUGCACGUAUGUUUCUUGUGAAUCACUCAGAGAGAGAGAGAGAGAGAGAGAGAUAGGAGAUUGCUUUCGAAAUUUGCUGUAACGUAUCUCAAUGCUGGACAAGCUGCGGUCGUGUGACGCUUCAGUUAAAGCGAAGCGAAGCUAAACGAUCACAUGUCUAUACCCCUAGUAUUGUGGUAUCUCUAAGGGAAUAGUAAACUGUUGCGAAACGUUCGUUACCGAAGGGCUAGAAGAAAUCAUUCCACGAAUAAUAAACCACCCUAUGUUUAGCGAUCGCAGUGCGUAAGGCGUCCUGUAACACUAACCUGGUUAGAAUACUCCUACUCAGCAAAGCGAAACAAUCCAGCAAUGAGAAUCUAAAUUUAUGAUGGUGUUAACCUUAAAAAAACACAACAAAUGGUGCAUGGUGUCAAAAUAAAAGAGCUUCGUUUGAAUACAAAA
This is a messenger RNA of Anopheles stephensi (Asian malaria mosquito), 4998 nucleotides long. RefSeq names its product alpha-1,3-mannosyl-glycoprotein 4-beta-N-acetylglucosaminyltransferase A (gene Mgat4a). The record is from RefSeq and is a predicted model, not a curated record. Gene Ontology annotation, biological process: protein N-linked glycosylation. NCBI's taxonomy places the organism in Eukaryota, Metazoa, Arthropoda, Insecta, Diptera, Culicidae. Gene Ontology annotation, molecular function: acetylglucosaminyltransferase activity. The coding region runs from base 374 to 2179 and encodes 601 amino acids. The transcript is spliced from 7 exons. Gene Ontology annotation, cellular component: endoplasmic reticulum; Golgi stack; endoplasmic reticulum-Golgi intermediate compartment.